This is a messenger RNA of Trametes versicolor FP-101664 SS1, 486 nucleotides long. RefSeq lists its product as uncharacterized. The transcript has 6 exons. NCBI's taxonomy places the organism in Eukaryota, Fungi, Basidiomycota, Agaricomycetes, Polyporales, Polyporaceae. Bases 1 to 486 code for a protein of 161 amino acids. The record is from RefSeq and is a predicted model, not a curated record.
AUGGUCGUCCUCGGUAUCACAAUCUGGAAAGCUCGUCCGGUCCGGGUUGAAGGCGUCAAGUUUGGUGUCAAGUCCACGGUAACGAGCAUCCUAAUGCGGGACGGUGUACUUUACUUCGGUGUACUCCUGAUUGCGAACCUCAUUGGGCUCAUCAUCGUCCGAUUCUUCGUUUUUAUCCAGCCAAUAAACACUUGGAUAGCCAUGCUGACGUCCAUCAUGACCUCGCGGUUCAUCCUCGACCUGCGCGAGGCAGCAGAUCCGGGACGCUACUACGACGACCUGAGCACCAACGGCGGCGGGAUCUCCACCCUGGUCUUCCCGUCCACGUCCAAACCCGCCCCCUGCUUCGACUUCAACCCGCCUUCAAGUACCACCAACACUGCGUGUAGCGCGGGAGUUGAGGGCGCGAAGUGGGAUUCGUUUGAGCAGAAGCUGUUCGGGGGCGGAUAUCGCCGGACGGGGCAUCAUGGGGUCGCCAUGCUGUGA